Molecule: messenger RNA, 1320 nt
Organism: Pyricularia oryzae 70-15
Lineage: Eukaryota; Fungi; Ascomycota; Sordariomycetes; Magnaporthales; Pyriculariaceae
Exons: 3
Coding region: 552-1085 (177 amino acids)
Source: RefSeq, a predicted model, not a curated record
CUUAGACCCAAUCCAGGCCCCCCAGGUGUUCAAGGAUUGAAACAGGUCAUUCAUGCCUUGAGCAGGUUUGCGUGCUCAUCUUGUCGUUAUCCAGGGUGCAACAAUAGAUCCUGGUGUCGCAUCUGCGCUGGCUUUUGGUCUCAGUCGCUGGCUUUUUGGUGGCCCUCCAAAAUGAAACGUCUUGUCACCGGCCGACUGAGGGCCCUCGUGGUUGUUGCUGGUGCUGGUGCUGCUUUGGUUUAUUGACACUCCCGAUUUUUGUCAAUCCAACGCACCUGGCUUUCCCCUCCUCCUUUGGGAAACAUGCCUUCAAUUUAACAUGCCUCGCUUGCCAUUUUUUGAAACCUGGUUAACUCAUUUUUGUUGUUCCUGAAAAAGCUCUCGCAAUCCAUCUUUCUCCUCACAAGAAAGAUUUCUUUUUACCUUUCAGCUCAACACCCAAAAACAAAGGUGCAUCCUCGUGUAUUAAAUCACUCGUGUCUUUCACAACUUUAGUUUAUUCGCCGCAUCUUCUCUACCUAGAAUCAACUAAGAGACAAAACACCGACAUUAUGCCUGGAAUUCCCCUUCACGCUUUUGACAACCUUAAGGCGAAGCUCAAGGCUGCCUUCAACGAGAGGAAGAAGAAGAAGUCGAGCAGCGAAAAGCCUGCGGAUCCAGCUGCUACAGCCACUACCGCUCCCACCCCAGCCAAGACCGAUGCUGCACCGGCCGCGGCUCCUGCUGCUGCAGCUGUGGCAUCGACACCCGCAGCCGCCGCGCUCGAUGCGGCCAAGAAAGACGACGCCACAGCGGCCCCCGCCGCCGCAGAGCCGGCUUCAGCUGCCUUCGAGCCAGCCAAGCCUGCCGAACCCACCGUGACCGAGCCGGCCGCUACUGAAGCCGCUCCAGCUCCCGCCACGAGCACCACGACGGCAGGCGCUGAAGCCUCCGCGGCGCCUGCGCCGACCCCGGCCGAGCCUGCCGCCCCCGCUAUCGAGACUGACAAGGCUGAGGAGAAGAAGCCCCAGGCAACUGAUGCUGCACCUGCUGCUGCACCGGCUGCCCCUACCGCGGCUGCCGCGCCCGUUGCGCCGACGGCAUGAUAUGCUUCGGAAACUUGUCUUGUGUCGGCUAGCCUAUCACUACGUCUGCGCUUUCAAAGGUCUUUUUUCCAGGUUCUAAAUUGAUCUUUUGCCCUUCAAAGUUCCUUGUCGAAAUUGGUGGAUCCGACACUGUCCAAGACAAGCCAAGACACAAGGCUUGAGACGACAUCUCUUUUGGUUUCAAUGCGUUGUUUGUUAUUGUUUUCAUCAGUUUCAAUACCCCGCAAAAUGGCGA